AUGUCGAACGACGACGAAAUCAGCAGAGACCUGUCUGCGCUCGUGGCGAACAUCAAUCUCCAUACGACCACUUCGUGUCUCGAGUCCGCACCCGAAUUGUCUGCUGCAAACUCGAUCCACACGUCCAUCAUGGACAACCCGCCAAUCGACAAGCAAGUCCUUGGUAUCAGUGACACCUCAUGCUCUGCUGAGCUGCAAGUCAAAGCAAACUUGAUACUGCCACCCGUGAUAUACUCUCUUCCGAACCUUGCUGUGCUGGCUACGGUCGCACGAUACACCGCUGCGCCUGGUAGUUCCACAUUGAAGUUAGUCAGGUACUGGCAGAAGAGCUCUCAAGGCUUAGUGUACAGAUUGAGUCUGAACAACGAGGCAGAUCUCCAUCUAUUCGAGGCCGCUCCCGUUUUCGAGCUGGACUCGGAUCAGUUUGACCUCCUCUUAGCAUGCGGUAAGCACAUCGAGUGGCUGCGAUUGCUGCGAGGACUAGUUUACCGCACCUCAUAUCGUGCUGUGUAUCAUGUCCGCAAGCAGCUGACGAGAUUCUAUGGCAACAACGGUCCUGUGUUCGAGGAGCAAGCAUGGACUACUGGCUGGGCGACAGAGAUGGGCAAGAGACCUGUCAACGACAAAGAAGUGCUGUAA
Molecule: messenger RNA, 639 nt
Organism: Recurvomyces mirabilis
Lineage: Eukaryota; Fungi; Ascomycota; Dothideomycetes; Mycosphaerellales; Teratosphaeriaceae
Exons: 1
Coding region: 1-639 (212 amino acids)
Source: RefSeq, a predicted model, not a curated record